GACGCCGCUCGGCGACGUCGUCCAGCUCAGCCGGGUGGAUCCUCGGCCCUCGAGAAGAUGCGCGUUCCCCUUCACGCCGCUCUGGCUGCGUUGGUGUUGUUGACGGUACUCGCGCACGCGCAGCGCGAGACGGACGAGCCGGCCGCGAGCGAGCCGCGAAAGGGCGGCGAAUCCAAAUCGAAGCUCGACGAGGAGCUGUUCAAGAAACUAUUUGCUCAACGGCGAAAGGACCACGUGGAGGCCGUGCAGACCCUCCUGAAGAUGGACAAUUACGAGCGCCUGUACAAAAUGAUUGCGGUGCUGACGGAGAAGAUAGUGGAGGUCAUCGAAUCGAGUAGGAGCGUAAUCGGGAAGGCCGGUUUCCUGCCGCACAACAGCUCUUUCCCCGUGGACACCGGCGUGAAAGACGCGCUGUCCAGCAUCCUGGAGAACACCGCGCUAUUCGGCGACAUCGUCCUGCAUCUGCCGGACAUCAGUCACAGGAUACUGAGGACGCAGCCGGGAUGGAACUCCACGAUACACUGGUCUCUGAAUUUCGCCAAUCAGACGCGGCAUCUGCUGAACAAAUCGACCAUCACGAUGUUCCGGCUGGUCGAGCAGGAGCUGAACGUGACGGAGCGCGAGCCGGGCUAUUUUAAUCCGUACAGGAGCGCCGCCCACGCCGGCCAGCGCGAGGAUACCGUGAAGAAGAAGAGGCCGGCGAAGAAGGAAAAACGCAAAAAGGGACCGCAGAUUGCUAAAAUCGAGCUGUGAGCGCCGUCGUCGGCCGCGCGCACGGAGACUCGCUCUGACCGGUUCCUAAAUCGCCUCGUUAAGAAGCGGGGCAUUUCUGCGGCCCGCGCUGCCGUUGAGAUCCUAGAGAAGGUGGAUACCAUAUCUGACUCCGAAUCCUACGGGAUUAAUAACGACGAGCUUCCGCACGGCUUAAUUCGACGAAAAUUAACUAUAUUUCUAUAAUAUCUAUAUAUAUAUAUGUAUGAUAGCGUAAUAGUAUAACUCUGAUCGUCAGGAGCUAAUUAAGAAUGUGCGCAAACUUUAGCGGGCGCAUUUGCAUUCAACGACGUUGCCACGACACGUGGAUGUCGCUAUACAUAUCGAGCGUCCCGACAGAGUCUUUACAAUAUCAAGUAAAACUGUUGCGAUCGACACAAUUGUCGUUUCUAGCUUGCGCAAAUACGAUUGUACAUAGAAGCGUAACAUUCUAGCCGGACAGUUCCAACUCUAGAAUAUUGUCAGAGCGGCGCGACGACGUUCAUCGUGCAACUCGUCCGACGUUAAGACGCGCCGCGGAGUCCGGCGCGCCGAUCCGUCCCUGUUUGAAAGCGAAACGCGCGGAGAAGUGCCCGGAGGGCAAGUUGGCCCGCGAGCGAGCCGUGAAUCUCACGGCUGCGGC
Vollenhovia emeryi is the source of this 1393-nucleotide messenger RNA. Its product is annotated as coiled-coil domain-containing protein 134-like. The coding region runs from base 58 to 753 and encodes 231 amino acids. The transcript has 3 exons. NCBI's taxonomy places the organism in Eukaryota, Metazoa, Arthropoda, Insecta, Hymenoptera, Formicidae. The record is from RefSeq and is a predicted model, not a curated record.